Molecule: messenger RNA, 1894 nt
Organism: Humulus lupulus (European hop)
Lineage: Eukaryota; Viridiplantae; Streptophyta; Magnoliopsida; Rosales; Cannabaceae
Product: alkane hydroxylase MAH1-like
Exons: 2
Coding region: 304-1890 (528 amino acids)
Molecular function (GO): oxidoreductase activity, acting on paired donors, with incorporation or reduction of molecular oxygen; heme binding; iron ion binding
Source: RefSeq, a predicted model, not a curated record
GCUUGAGUAGUUAAAUCAACUAUUUUUUAUGAUAUUACAAAAAACAACAACCUUAUUUGACAUAUCUCCACUCAGAAAUUACUUUACAAGAUCUAAUUUAGCCCAAAUUAAAUUUUGUACUAGAUCUUAGGUAGUUGGUUACCAUGCAAUUGGUGUGUUCCUUAAUAAGAGCUAGAUAUAAUGUCACGGUAACGCCUACCAAUUAAGGAUCGAUGGGGCAACAACAUAUAGAUGGUGAUGAUGAUACGAUAAAAGAGCAAUAAUUAUGACCAUUGUAAAGCUACAAACAGCUACCUUCCAUACAUGGCUCUAGAAAUUAGGUUCGCAGAGAUGCUUGCAGUGGCCAUGGUGCUACUUAUAAUUUGCUUUUUCAGUGCAAUUGGCCGGCCAGUCUUCGGCAUGUGGCCAAAACUUCUUCGAAAUGUUCCACGCCUACAUGACUACGCAACUGAGUUUCUAAGACAACACGAUCUCACGAUUGAGUUCAAAGGCCCCUGGUUUGCUAAUUUAGAUUUCAUUAUCACUUGCGAUCCUCGUAAUAUUCAGCAUAUCCUUAUCACAAACUUUGCCAAUUAUCCAAAGGGGCCUGAAUUUAAAGAGGCGUUUGAAGCUCUGGGCGAUGGGAUUUUGAAUGUCGAUUCAGAUUUGUGGAGACUUCAAAGAAAGAUGUUUCAGUCGUGGAGCAGACAACAUAGAAAAUUCGACUCUUUUGUCGCAAGAACUAUACAACAAAAGGUGGUAAAUGAUCUGAUCCCGUUUCUUGAUCGAGUCUCGGACACAAAAACUCAGGUUAUGCUAUUUAUUUAUUACAUUACUAUUUUAGUUAUAUGCAUUAUAACUAACGUAUUUUUUUUAGUUGACUUACAAGAAGCAUUCCAAUGCAUGGUCACCUUCGAAAGUGCAAUGUUGCUGAUUUUCGGGCUUGAUCCGGAUCACCAUUCUUUUAAAUUCUCCAAAGUGGAAUACCAAAAGGCAUUCGACGACAUUCAAGAGGCUACCCUUUGUCGACACUUUCUACCGGAAAGUUGGUGGAAGUUGCAGAGGUGGCUUCAAGUUGGGUAUGAGAGAAAGUUAACAAAAGCAAGAGGAGUCUUUGAUGAAUUCAUGUAUCAAUGCAUCUCGAUAAAACGGAAGGACUUAUAUCAAAGUUGUGAAAGCCAAAAUAAAGAACAAUUUGUCAACUCUAAUGACUUGAUGACACUUUACAUGGAAGAAAAAGAAAAACCCUACUCCGACCAAUUUCUGAAGGAUGUCGCAUUGAAUUUUGUAGCAGCAGCAAGGGACACCUUAACUGCGGGUCUUAGUUGGUUUUUCUAUCUCGUAGCUACUCACCCAACUAUAGAAGCAAAAAUUUUAGAAGAAAUGAAAGAAAAUUUACCCACCGUAGAUGAUGAUCAUGACGAUAACAAGCAUAGAUUUUUUGAUGUGGAGGAGUUAAGUAAGUUGGUUUAUUUACAAGCAACAUUGUAUGAGACACUGAGACUAUACCCCUCGGUGCCCUUGAAUCACAAAACUGUUGCUGAACCAGACAUUCUCCCUAGUGGUCACCGGGUAGAACGAAAGACUAGAGUUUUGAUGUCCUAUUACGCUAUGGGAAGGAUGGAAAAAAUAUGGGGUAAAGACUGUUUAGAGUUCAAGCCCGAGAGAUGGAUAUCAGAGCAAGGUGGAUUUGUGUAUAUACCAUCUCACAAGUACACUGUGUUUAAUGCUGGACCUAGGUCUUGCUUGGGUAAAGACAUGGCUUUGAUCCAAAUGAAAGUACUUGCAACUGCCAUCCUUAGGAAUUUUAGUCUUCAAGUGGUGGAAGGGCAUCCUGUCUCUCCAAAAACUACUGUCACUCUUCACAUGAAACAUGGUCUUAAAGUUUGGGUUUUCAAAAGAAGUGCCUAAAAUU